GUUAACAGCAGACAACAGAUCCAAUCCUUCUUCAUCCAAGAAAGAAACUAACACUUGGAAGAGCAACACUCCGCAUCCAUAUACCGUGUCCAACCUGCAAGAGCUCCCAGGCAAUUGACCCAGAAAGCUACCACACAAAUUUCAAAGCUGCUCUCAUAAUUUAGAAAGUAAAGCAACAACAAGAGCAACAGCAACACACACUACUGGCUGGAUAGAAAAGACAGAUACAAUAAUGGGAGGCUCCAAUAGCAAAUACACCAUGGAACAGUUGGAAAGUGAAGUUCCAGCUUUCACCGACAAACUUCCUCGACUCCAAUUAAGCAAUUUUGGACCCAACGUGAUGGAGCUCCAGGGAUCGGGAUGGUUCUUCAAUGCCAAGGCACCCUUUGAUACUUCGAUUCUUCGUGGAAAACUGUCCCCCGAGCAGUAUGUAUCCGCUGUGGAAUCCAUCAACAAGGCGCAUUGCGAACGAUUGGUGGGUCUGAGCCGUGCCUACAAAAAGUCCGAUAUUCCAGUGCGCCGUCAACUCGGAAAGGAAGCCGUCGAGGCCACCAUUGCCAUUCUGAAUAAAGAGACCAGUGGUUUUCGAUGGGAUAUUCAAGCAGGGGCGUCCACGAGUACCAUCACUGACAUUAAGCAUGGUAGACUGACAUCCACAGAACACAAGCAAGAAACUUCACUUCUCCUGGUGUUUGAUCAAGAAUAAUAAUGCACACACCCAGAAAUACAGUAAGAACUACAUAGAUACAACAAUUACCUCUCCUACUACUAUAGAAGUCCACAUAUUUUGCACCAAAGGAUCAUGGCUGCAAAGCUAUCUGUUGGAUCUUCGUUUCAGCCAGUUCCUCCCUUGUGUCAGUUCUCCUAUUCUGU
Seminavis robusta is the source of this 873-nucleotide messenger RNA. Lineage: Eukaryota; Bacillariophyta; Bacillariophyceae; Naviculales; Naviculaceae. The record is from the annotation of a GenBank genome assembly.